CUUUUCACAGCUGGUUUCAUACUAUUUACUAUUUGGUCAAGCCUUGCUAAUCUAUAACCCUAAGCAAAUCCAAAUCAGAUCCAACUUAUACAAGCACAUAUUAGAGCUGGGCUCCAAAGAGUACUGGACAUCUGUAGUACCUAACAUUCAAGCAUUUGGCGAGAUAUCAAUAUUUCAGAGAGCACUUUAUAUGUUUUGAUUUGAAAGCUAAUGCAGUGUUUUCCACUGGUCAACACGAGCAGUCCAGCAGAAAGCAAAAUCUAUUUCCCUCAUCAUCAAAUGCUACACUCAGUUGCUGAUCCUAUCUUGCCUACAGAGAACCUAAGAGACUGGAAAAAUUGGAUCUUUAAUGAAAAAAGGCCACUUCGAGACGAUAAACACUCACUGGACAAAACAACUUCGCUGAAAAGAGACCUCAUAUUAUGCAAAAAAAAUCUUAAAAGGCCUCUGCCUUCAGAAGUUACAAGAUGAUCAAUUCAACCUCCACACAGCCUCCAGAUGAAUCCUGCUCUAAGAACCUCCUGAUCACUCAGCAGAUCAUUCCCGUGCUGUACUGUGCGGUCUUCAUUGCGGGAAUCCUACUCAAUGGAGUGUCAGGAUGGAUAUUCUUUUACGUGCCCAGCUCCAAGAGUUUCAUCAUCUAUCUCAAGAACAUUGUUAUUGCUGACUUUGUGAUGAGCCUGACUUUUCCUUUCAAGAUCCUUAAUGACUCAGGCCUUGGCCCCUGGCAGCUGAAUGUGUUUGUGUGCAGGGUCUCUGCCGUGCUCUUCUACGUCAACAUGUACGUCAGCAUUGUGUUCUUUGGGCUCAUCAGCUUUGACAGAUAUUAUAAAAUUGUAAAGCCUCUUUGGACUUCUUUCAUCCAGUCAGUGAGUUACAGCAAACUCCUGUCAGUGAUAGUAUGGAUGCUCAUGCUCCUCCUUGCUGUUCCAAAUAUUAUUCUGACCAACCAGAGUGUUAGGGAGGUUACAAAUAUAAAAUGUAUAGAACUGAAAAGUGAACUGGGACGGAAGUGGCACACAGCAUCAAACUACAUCUUCGUGGGCAUCUUCUGGAUUGUGUUUCUUUUGUUAAUCGUCUUCUAUACUGCUAUCACAAAGAAGAUCUUUAAGUCCCACCUUAAGUCAAGUCGGAAUUCCACUUCAGUCAAAAAGAAAUCUAGCCGCAACAUAUUCAGCAUCGUGUUCGUGUUUUUUGUCUGUUUUGUACCUUACCAUAUUGCCAGGAUCCCCUACACAAAGAGUCAGACUGAAGCUCAUUACAGCUGCCAGUCAAAAGAAACCUUGCGGUAUAUGAAAGAAUUCACUCUGCUACUAUCUGCUGCAAAUGUAUGCCUGGACCCUAUUAUUUAUUUCUUUCUAUGCCAGCCAUUUAGGGAAAUCUUAUGUAAGAAAUUGCACAUCCCAUUAAAAGCUCAGAAUGACCUAGAUAUUUCCAGAACCAAAAGAGGAAAUACAACACUUGAAAGCAUAGAUACUUUGUGAGUUCCUACCCUCUUCCAAAUAAAGACCACAUGUGCAUGUUGUCAUCUUCAAUUACAUAAGAUAAAUAAAUAUGUGCCCUCAUCAUAAGUAUUAUCUCUAGCACUGCCAUCCAAUUUAGUUCAAUAAAAUUCAAAUAUAAGUUUCCAUGCUUUUUUGUAACAUCAAAGAGAACACAUCCAUCUGUAAUUUCUCUAAUACUGACUUUUCUAUUCUCUAUUAAUAAAAAAUUAAUACACACAAUUAUUCAAUUCUAUUAUAUUAAAAUAAGUUUAAGUUUAUAACCACUAGUCUGGUCAGUUAAUGUAGAAAUUUAUAUAGUAAAUAAAACAGGACAUAAUCAAAGACAACUCACCCAGGCAUCUUCUUUCUCUAAACACCAGAAUCUAGUAUGUAAUUCUUUUCAACACUGUGCUUAAAGACUAACUUGAAAGCAGGCACAGUUUGAUGAAGGGCUAGAGGGCUAUUUGCAAUAAAAAGUCAACUUUUUUUCCUGAUUUGAAGAAGCAGGAUAAGCACACACCCAGAAAAUCACCUAAGAAACCCCUCAUUGAUUUACUUCAUGGCACUGCAAAGGAAAAGGAAUAUUAAUUGUAUACUUAGCAAGAAAAUUU
This is a messenger RNA of Mandrillus leucophaeus (drill), 2095 nucleotides long. It is a transcript of the gene P2RY14, whose product is annotated as purinergic receptor P2Y, G-protein coupled, 14. Gene Ontology annotation, biological process: G protein-coupled receptor signaling pathway. Bases 468 to 1484 code for a protein of 338 amino acids. The record is from RefSeq and is a predicted model, not a curated record. The transcript has 3 exons. Gene Ontology annotation, molecular function: G protein-coupled purinergic nucleotide receptor activity. Gene Ontology annotation, cellular component: membrane. NCBI's taxonomy places the organism in Eukaryota, Metazoa, Chordata, Mammalia, Primates, Cercopithecidae.